AUGACCUUAUUAACUGUGAUAGUCUCACCCUAUGCUCCGGAAGUGUUCCUUCUCAGUGCAGUCUUCUUGUUAACUAUUUAUUGGAUCCAUCGUCGUCCCAAGCUUAAUGAACCUCCACUCGUACCUUGCGAGUAUCCAUUAAUCAGGCAUUCUUUCGAGUUUUUACAAAAUUCUCAUAAAUUUGUCAAACAAUGUCAUGAACAGUAUGGAGAUAUAUUUUCUUUCUACUCGUAUCGUCAAGUCUAUACCGUUGUCAGCAAUAGUCUAGCUUAUGAACUGUUUAGAACAUCUGAUUUCAGUUCCAGGGAUGGAUUUGAAGAAAAAUUUCUACUUGGCUAUCUCACCGGAUCAAACCUAUAUCCCGACUACGUGGGUGGUUUGGCUAAUUUAAUUAAGGGCGAUAGAUUUGUCAGACAUAUAGAAAAUUGUCAAUCGCGCAGCUAUCGCGAGCUACGAUGCGGUAUCGACCAGGUGUUUGGAGAUUGUGAGGAGACUAAAGUAAUCAACGAUCCUGAGAAAAGUUUAAGAUACAUCCUUUCGCGAGCAGCAGCAAAUAUCUUUGUUGGUGAGGAGUUGUGCAAAGAUGACGAAAUAGUGGAGACGUUCGCAACAUUUGCUGCUGUCUUGGUGCAGGCUAGAAGUCUUUCUCAGCUUACACUUGCCAUUCACCCUCGUCUUUAUCGAGAAUACUAUAGACUUGCUCUUAAUUAUGGUGGCAAUCCAGUACAAAAGCAUAAGGACCUUUUGAUAAAGAAGUUAAAGCCCGUUUUUGAGAAACGGUAUAGGGCCAUGCAGCAGUUUGGCGAUAAAUGGAAGCCUCCUGAUGAUCUUAUCCAGCAACUUGUUGACUAUUCUCUUGAAACAUUUGGUAAACUCCACUACGAUUCUAUCGCAUGCCGUUUGUUAAUACUCAUAUUUGCUUCCAUUCAUACUACGACUGGAGCUGUUACGGGUGUGCUUAAUGAGUUUGCGGCAAGACCAGAGUAUUGGAGGGAACUAAGAGAAGAGCAAGAAGCCAUAGCAGGAGAUGCUGAUUCUGAUUUGACUAUGGAUCAAAUAAACAAAAUGGAAAAACUGGAUAGUUUUGUCAAAGAAUCUUUUCGACUUAAAGGGAGUGUGCUGUUCGUUCCCCACCGUACAAUGAGCAAGUCUUAUACUUUCAGUAACGGAUAUCAAAUUCCCGAAGGGCGGCUGGUAUAUAUGAAUUUCAUUCCUUACGAACAUGAUCCAUCUCUACACGGCGAUGAGCCAGAAAAAUUCUCUGCGUUUCGACACGUCAACAAAUCUCCGUUUACUAAAGUCGGUAGGAAUUCGAUGACAUUUGGAUUAGGAAAACACGCGUGUCCUGGUCGAUGGUUUGCUAGUAGGCAUAUCAAAAUGAUACUUUCCAUACUUAUUAGAAAGUAUGACGUUAGCAUUGUAGAUGAAAAGCUACCAAAGUAUUUGGUAAUACGUGGCAUUAAUGUUGCUGCCUCUAUACCUUUAGCAUUUAAAGAAAGGAAUAAUGGACCUCCUCCCAAGUCUCUGAUCCAAAUAUAUGUAGAAAGAGCAUGUCAUCCGGCCCUCUAUGAACCUAACUUGGCCUUGGAUUUAGAAAUUGCAGAUGUGAUCAAUCAGAAGAAACAGAAUUAUCCACGGGAGGCGGCUAUGCAUAUUGUCAAAAUGAUUAAUCAUCGCAACCCCAAUGUGGCCAUGUUGGCAUUGACGUUAUUGGAUAUCUGUGUAAAAAAUUGCGGCUAUCCAUUCCAUAUGCAAAUAGCAACAAAAGAGUUUCUCAAUGAACUCGUUCGGAAGUUUCCAGACAAGCCUCCGAUUUUUCCAAAUCCCAUUCAGAUGAAAAUUCUUGAACUUAUUCAAGCAUGGAAGUCUACUUUAUGCGUCACAUCACGAUACAAGGAAGACUUACUACAUAUUAGCGACAUGCAUCGACUACUUACUUACAAGGGUUAUCGAUUUCCGGAAGUGGAUACAAAAUCGGCGUCUGUUUUGAACCCUGCUGAAGUCUUAAAAUCACCCGAAGAGCUAGAGGAAGAAGACAGGGCAGCACAAGCAGCGAAAUUGCAAGAAUUGAUCCGUAGAGGGUCUCCUGCUGAUCUUGCAGAAGCAAACGAACUUAUGAAGAUAAUGGCAGGAUAUGACCCGGAUGCCAAACCUGAUUACAAGAAACAGGCUUUCGAAGAAUUGGAACGCAUACGACGAAAGACUACGCUGUUAAAUGAUAUGCUUGAUGGAGUUAAGGAGGGGGAAAAGAUCGGAGACAAUGAUGUAUUUCACGAAUUAAUGACCUCGUGCAAGGGUGUCCAACCAAAAAUUCAAAAGUUAAUUACCGAGGAAGAGGAAUCGGACAGUAUUGAGAAGUUACUGUCAUUGAACGAUCUUAUCAAUAAUGUGCUAAAACGAUACGACAAUAUAUCAAAUGGCAUCUUCACCCCAGUCGAGCAGGUAGAACCAGCGCCGGAUAAAGCAGAAUCUGCAAACCAGGCUCCUCUCUUGAUCGAUUUCAGUAGUACAGGCUCUGCACCAUCUCAGAAUGUCCAAUCCACAAUGUCAUCUUCUGCUGUACCGGACUUGGUGUCUUCACUAAAUGAAUUGACACAACCGUUGUCAGAGUCAAUGCACAGUUCUCAAAUGUGGUCGUCGUGGGGGUCAAUGCAGCCACCUGCCCAGUCGCAGCAGCUAUGGCAAAAGCCGACUGGUGUGUUACAACCCCAAAGCACAGAGCUGCACCAGACGCAACAACCAGUGAGUUCGUCGUCAGUUGAUUCGUGGCUUCUCGAACUGGAAAAUAAUCCUCCGCGUGGUGCAAUUCAGCUGCCAUCAUCUUCGUCCACCAGUAGUAAUAAUAAUAAUAACGCCCAGAGAACUUCUAAUAAAGCGAACGUAAUCGAUGAUUUACUUGGAUUAUGA
This is a messenger RNA of Paraglomus occultum, 2907 nucleotides long. NCBI's taxonomy places the organism in Eukaryota, Fungi, Glomeromycota, Glomeromycetes, Paraglomerales, Paraglomeraceae. The record is from the annotation of a GenBank genome assembly.